Anneissia japonica is the source of this 3728-nucleotide messenger RNA. RefSeq names its product profilin-4-like. Gene Ontology annotation, cellular component: cell cortex. The transcript is spliced from 5 exons. Gene Ontology annotation, molecular function: actin monomer binding. Bases 623 to 1120 code for a protein of 165 amino acids. Lineage: Eukaryota; Metazoa; Echinodermata; Crinoidea; Comatulida; Comatulidae. The record is from RefSeq and is a predicted model, not a curated record.
CGGAAUGAAGGUUGCUAAGAGCACAGGGUAGAAGGACGUUUCCAAACAAUUCUAUAAUUAAUGAAGAUGUGAUCGAUUAUGAUGCAGAAAGCAGUUAAAUUUGUUAUCACUGUACUGUCUGUUUGUUUUACAUGGUUUGAAUGAUGGUUUUGUAGAAUGUUUGUUAGUAUAGUAACCAACACUUCCUGUACCAUACAUCAAGUGAUUGACAGUGGAAAAAAUACAUUAGUGCACCUGAAUCAAGAAAUCGGAUAGCAUUUUUGCUACAAUUUUGCAGACAAUCUGUGCUCCAUGAUAAAAAGCUGAUGUUCAGUUGUCUUCUAUUGACGAGCAGGAUUUUAAAUUCAAACAAUUACAGCAUCAUACAGGGGAAAACAUUACUGUAUGGAUUCAUGGUGUAUUCCCAAGUUGCAUGCAAACCAUGACUUCAUGAUCUUUUGUGCCAAUGUUGUGGAUCUCAUAUUACCAGAGAGUUAAAAAUCUCAAUGCUGUUUUAGCAUGCUUCAUUUAUUCGUUGUGAAAUCUACAGUACCUUCAAAUACCCAAUAAGGUGUUGUAUAACUGAUUCAGAAUUGUUGAAACUUUGACCCUGAAUACAAUUGUAUAAAUCGCUGGAUUGGAUAUGGUUGAGGCUGAUUCUAUUUGUCUUGAUAAGAUUCACGAAUUAGUUAAGUUGGUCAUAGAUCACAUUGAUCCAGACCCACCACAUUUACCAGAGCAGGAUCGAGCCAAGAUGAACCAGCUUCAGAAUCUCUUGCACGAUGCUCUGAUUGGUACCGGCCAUGUUGAGCACUGCGCCAUCAUCAGACGAAAAGACACAUCCUUACGUGCAAGUUCUGCCGGUUUCACUCUUCAUAAUGAUCAGAUGCAGAGGUUGGUGACCGCAUUCAAGGAUCCUCCACGUACACGAGAAGAAGGUUUGUUUUACAAUAACAAACUCUACAAAUGCGUCCGAGCUGAUAAAAGUUCCAUCUAUGCAAAGUGUGACAAGUCAGGGUUAGUUUUGGUAAAAACAGCAACUUUGAUUAUCUUUGGUACUUACAACCCAAACAUGUUCCCAAGUGUAUGUGUUGAAGCCAUUGAAAAGCUAGCUGAUUACUUCAAAGAAAAGGACAAAUGAGAGGAAAAUUGUUGAAAGGUUUUCUGAAUUAGUGCAGCUGCGAAAGAUGCAAAUUUACACCAAAUAACAGCUUGGAAGACAGUGUACUGUAGUAGUGGUGGGUAUUUCAUCUAAUGUUGUAAAUUGCAUCAAUGAUUAUCACCUUGUGGACUUGUGCAAUACUGUAGCAUGGAGGCCUUGUUAUUCAUUUCAUCAAGAAAGAUUCGUCCAAAUGUUAUAGUUCUUCCAUUUUAUCAUACUGUAUUAAUAAUACUGUGACACAUUUUUGGGUACGCGCAAGAUGCCGACACCAGAGCCUCACUGCUGUACUUGUUCUUCUUGUUACCAUAAUUUUAAAAACGUCCAGCGUCGCCAGUUUUGAAUGGACGUGAAGGACAUUUAGUAUACAUCAACUAGAGGUGAUUUCCAACAAACGCUCAUCGCCCUUUUUUUAAGUUGGACCCCAGGGUUCCACCUACAAAACAAAACAGGGGUUUCAGUAAGGACUGUACAUAAAUGCCAUUACCACUAAUGAGGACACGUCGCAUGAAUGGCGCGGUCGGUUAAGAAUGUGUUCAAAGAACUUAAGGUUGUGAGUUUGAAUCGCGUCUUGAUAUUCAUUUUUCUUUUUUCCAUUUUUAAGGAAUUUUAUUUUUCUCAAUGUAAAGUAUUCUAAUUGUGUACAUACAAAUGAACAUUCUAAAUAAUUUUGUUUGUACAAAUAAACAUUCUGAUUAUUUAAAAAUUUCUAUCUUAUUAGCUCUUCCAAAAAACCCAAUAUAAUAACUUGUGCCUGUAGCGUAUUUAAGCGUGGAGGAACGCGCGGACCGGUAAGCAGUCGCUCUUGUUAUCUGUGAGUUUAUAUGUUACUGAAGUUUUGUCCUUACUAGGACAAAUUUGUGUGAUGUUGAUGUCAAUGUUACAUCCAAAUAAUAUGGGUAUGUUACAUAAUUUGAUAAUGUGGGCAGAGCUUAAGCAUAACAGCUUUGACAUGAUAAGACUGAUUAUAAAUAUUGAUAUACUGUAAUUAAUUAAAUAGUGAAAUGAAUAUUUAAUAGAUUAUUAUUGUUACUAACUGAUUUUAAAGGCUUUUAAUUCUUGAUCUUUAAGCCGGACACUCACUGUGUCAUACGAUCGUCGGCCAACAAAUCUAACUCCGUUCCCAGUGAGCGCUAGACCAUGUGAAAUCGUCUGCUGAUUUUCAGUGGCAGUUCUAACGGAUCCUCAUUAAAAAGAUUUGUUGCGUGGUGCCGUUGUGUUUUGCAUAGGAUCGCGUCGGCCGAUAACUGUCAGGCCUAGUGGGUGCCCAGCUUUACUUUCCUUUGUACAUUCUUUAGGUUUUUCAUGUUUUUAAAAUUAAAUUUACUUUUUUCAUAGGAGCCUAAAUUCUUACCUCUGUACUUUAUGAAUUGUUUAUUUGUAUGUUUAUCAAGUGGAACAAAUAAAGCAUAUAUUCUAUGAGAACUUGGUUGAGUUUAGCUGUUGAGGCGCUACGUAGAAGAGACAAGAACUUGAACUGCUCUGCAUUUGAUUCAUAUUAGUACUACAGUGUGAUAUAUGAGUCUAUUAAUGUACUGUACAAAAGUGUGAUAUAUGUCUAUUAAUGUACUGUACAAGAUUUAGUGGACGCAACAUUUACUGCAUACCUUCCUGUCUGUAGUUAAAGCCCUGUCCAGACUAUUAAUGUACUGUACAAGAUUUAGUGGACGCAACAUUUACUGCAUACCUUCCUGUCUGUAGUUAAAGCCCUGUCCAGACUAUCAUCACAUUUUAUUUGAUAAAAACAUGUGACAUGACUAAAUAUGGUCAUGAUGUGACUAUAUAUGGGCAUAUUGAUAGUGUGGCCAGAGCUUUAGAUGUACAAUACUUAAAUAGAGCCAAAGACCUUACAAUAACAAGAAUUAUGCAUGCAAGUCUUUGAUAGAACUGGAGGUUUCAAUAGAGGGCGCUGUUGAUAUUUUAAUUGCAUUCAUGCAAUGUCAAGAAUGAAGUUUGUAUUAUUAUUAACAGUUUUUGUUUCAACUUCUUGAUCUAACUUUAGUUGCAGCAUUGUGAAAAGAAUAGUUUUAUAGUCUUUUAAACAAAAUAUUUCAAGAGAACAAACUGUAUGGAUAUAUAUAUAUAUAUAUAAUUUUGCAUUUGUGAAUGUAUAAAUAAUACUUCUGCUAAUACAGUAAUAUUGUUUUGUAGAUCCUUGGGUAGUUAUGGUAUACCUUUGAUACCAAGAGACUAGUACUUUAAGCCAUGUUUGCUUUGCAGUAAUUUUGACACUAUUUGCCACAUGUAUACAAAGAGUGACCUCACCUCGACUAUCCGCUGUUUACCGGGAAUGGUACUUAAAAUACUAUUUGCCACAUGCACAUUUUCAUUUAAAUGCUUAAGUUUUAGUCACACAAAAUUCAGAAUGAGAUUUUUUAUCACUGCUUUACGGAAAAUAGACUGGUUAUUCUCGCUAGGCAUGAUGGAAUCGGUUUAACUUACUGCAACCCAGGGGGAAUGUUUCAGAGACUGACCGCAUUGUUUUUCAUCGAAAUGACUUUGAGUCGAGCAAAGCUUGCCUUUGAUGUUCAUUUUCUGCUGUACAACAAAUAUACUUAACAACUAAUAAAUUAUGACAAACAAAACAUCA